Trichosporon asahii var. asahii CBS 2479 is the source of this 1014-nucleotide messenger RNA. RefSeq lists its product as uncharacterized. Bases 1 to 1014 code for a protein of 337 amino acids. The transcript has a single exon. The record is from RefSeq and is a predicted model, not a curated record. Lineage: Eukaryota; Fungi; Basidiomycota; Tremellomycetes; Trichosporonales; Trichosporonaceae.
AUGCCAAGCCUUGACUAUACAUCCUUCCCGCACCUCUUCGAAGCCGUCAUCGACCAACUCAUCCUGGAACGCGACCAUGCCUCACUCCGCGCCGUCUACUCCACAUCCCACCUCGCUCAACACAUCGUGUAUGAGAAGGUUGGCCGACACCAGAUGAUCGACUUUCGCGUCAAGCCUACCAGAGCCGGUUCGACCGUUGGAGCACUGUGGAACCCGGCUCACAAGUUUGUCAAGGCUCGCGGCACCGUCCUGGAUAUCUACGCCGGCCCCGAGAAGUCUACGUACCCUCUUCUGCCCGGGUUUCAAAGGAUGGUCGAUGCCGCUGCUCCCGACGUUGUUCGCCUUAUGGACCAUUACGAAUAUUACGAAAGCGAAGACACGCUGUCCUCUGCGAAGCCGAUCGAUACUGUCGUGCUCCAAGCCCAGAACUGGAUCUCGAACGACAGUUGGAAUCCACUGGAUGAUUUCUGGUUGCCCCUGCUUCCGCCCACCGCCAAGCGCAUUGUGAUCAACAUCCGGGGUUGUGCCGCGUAUGGCUUCCCGGUCCUCCAGUUCCGCCGCAACGGGUACGACCCCUCCGCAGAGCAGGAGGUCAUCAUCCUGGUGUCACACGACUGCACACCUCCCGCCGACACACGAGUUCUGAGGGGCACAGACGACUGCCUCAAGAUCCUCAUCGAGAGUCUGGGCGAGGGCACUUUCCUCUUGCUCAGGAGCCAGCCCAAGUCCACCGUCCUCAUCGUCGAUGCCGAGAGCUCGGAGAUGAGUCUUAACCGAACCCCGUUGACAGCGCAACCAUCGCCGCUGUGUCUCGGCAUGCAUGUCCUGAGCAAGAUGUGCGAACGGGCCAUGGUCUACUCGGCGGCCGGGGAGUGGAGGCCCACCUUCGAAGAGGUGGAGUCUCGGUGUGGUCGUGUCACAUUCGACACCGUGGAGAGGUUCAAGGACCGUGUUGGCGAGGCCAUGUUCCGCCUCAUGACCGAAGAGGACGUCUACGUCGGCGAGGGUUUCUAA